Messenger RNA from Ricinus communis (castor bean), 1614 nucleotides. Its product is annotated as DUF21 domain-containing protein At2g14520. The transcript is spliced from 11 exons. Gene Ontology annotation, biological process: magnesium ion homeostasis. Bases 82 to 1371 code for a protein of 429 amino acids. Gene Ontology annotation, cellular component: intracellular membrane-bounded organelle. Lineage: Eukaryota; Viridiplantae; Streptophyta; Magnoliopsida; Malpighiales; Euphorbiaceae. The record is from RefSeq and is a predicted model, not a curated record.
AACCGUAGUUGUGAACUUCUUCCUUUGCCUGUAUGCAUAUCAAGAACAGGUAGAGAAAGAAAGAAAGAAGAGUGAUACUGAAUGGCAAUAGAAUAUGUAUGCUGUGGAACUGGGUUCUUUAUCCAUAUUGCUGUUGUUGUUUUUCUAGUGUUGUUUGCUGGUUUGAUGUCUGGACUCACCUUAGGACUCAUGUCCAUGAGCCUUGUUGAUCUUGAGGUCCUUGCCAAGUCCGGAACGCCUAGUGAUCGAAAACACGCAACAAAGAUAUUGCCAGUAGUGAAAAGGCAGCAUCUGCUACUCUGCACGUUAUUGAUCUGUAAUGCAGCAGCCAUGGAGACACUGCCCAUAUUUUUGGAUGGUUUAAUUACAGCUUGGGGUGCUAUUCUUAUUUCUGUGACCUUGAUACUUUUGUUUGGCGAGAUUUUACCCCAGGCUGUUUGUUCUCGGUAUGGUUUGGCAAUUGGUGCAACAGUAGCUCCAAUUGUCCGAGUUCUGGUUUGCAUUUGCUUCCCUAUUGCAUAUCCGAUAAGCAAGCUACUAGACUAUUUGUUGGGAGAUGAACAUGAACCUCUUUUCCGCAGAGCUGAGCUGAAGACGCUUGUAGAUUUGCAUGGAAAUGAGGCUGGAAAAGGUGGAGAAUUGACACGUGAUGAGACGAUGAUCAUUGCAGGAGCACUUGAGCUCACUGAGAAAACUGCAAAAGAUGCAAUGACACCCAUAUCUGAAACUUUUUCUAUUGAUAUAAACGCUAAACUUGACAGUGCUCUGAUGAGGUUCAUUUUAGAGUCGGGGCAUAGCAGAGUGCCUGUUUAUCAUGAGAAUCCUAGAAACGUAAUCGGACUUGUAUUGGUGAAGAACUUGCUAACUAUUCAUCCAGAUGAUGAAAUUCCUGUAAAGAAUGUCACUAUUCGCAAAAUCCCAAGGGUUUCAGAGACAAUGCCUCUUUAUGACAUACUAAAUGAGUUCCAGAAAGGUCAUAGCCACAUGGCUGCUGUCAUAAGGCAGAACGGUGAGGCAGAGCAAUUGCAUGGCAAAGGAACAGCUCCAGUGAGAGAUGUGAAGGUGGACAUUGAUGGAGAAAGUCAUACACAGAUGAAAAGUAUUAAGAGCAAUAGAUCAGUGAAGAAGCUGAAGAGUUUUCCUAUAGAGGUAAAUCUGCAAAGAGGAGCGUCUAAGAGUAAGAGAUGGGCAAAUGGAGUACAUUCAGAGGUCCUGCGCAUCGAUGAGAACCCACUAGUCGGGCUCAGUGAAGAAGGGGAGGCUAUUGGAAUUAUAACACUAGAAGAUGUCAUAGAGGAGCUGUUACAAGAGGAGAUCUUUGAUGAGACGGAUUACCGUGAUGGGCAUCAUUCAUUCCAAAAGAAAAUUUAAACCGUAGUCAAGAGCCAAGCCAAAAUAUUUAGAAGCUGAAACCAGCAGAAGCUAGAUUCAGAUACAAGAUGAAAAUAGCAAACAGUAAUCUACUUGUUUUUGUCAUUGUUAGCAACUGUAAGGACAGUGUAAAAAACAUUAAGAGCUACAACAAUCUCCAGCAAGAUUGAUUUAACUUUAUCAGAAGUAGGGAUAGACAUCAAUAUACUCGGGCAUAAAUCCUUAUAUUAUUGGUUGGAUCAA